Molecule: messenger RNA, 2322 nt
Organism: Thyridium curvatum
Lineage: Eukaryota; Fungi; Ascomycota; Sordariomycetes; Thyridiales; Thyridiaceae
Exons: 1
Coding region: 1-2322 (773 amino acids)
Source: RefSeq, a predicted model, not a curated record
AUGGAGCACCUUGUCUUUGAGCCCGAUGCCUCAGAGGAGCUUCGGUAUGCCUACACAGCGGAGGUACUCGAGACCGAUUGGACUCGGUUUGACAACCUUUUUGAUUUUGUUGAGCCCUUGACUCCCUGGCUAGGCUUCAGUCACGAUUCUAUACCCCUCGGCAAGUUCAUGGACUAUCCCAAGAGUGCUGGCUAUGAAAUUGCCAAGAUUUGGAAUGGAGACUUCGGAGACAGUCACAAUAUGAUGAAAACGCAGCCGGCAUUCGAAGUCGGGCGGCGAGUCGCGAGUCUGUUACAAGCCUGGCUCUCCAUUGGUCUAAUGGAAUGCGUUAUCGGCAAGAAGAUCCACGCAUCUUACCUUGUGAGGCGUGCCCGUGAUGGCACGCAAUGCUUGUACACCCGGAAUCUUCACUUCUGCCUACACGCUAGAGUCGUUCAGAUUCGCCAAGGCCGAGUGGACAAGGCAAAGACCAAUGAGGAAAUGCAGCAAUGGGUUCAAGAGGUGAACAAGUGGACGACGAGAUUCACAUGUUGGAGCCAUCCCAGUUUCAGACCGAAGAUGGACGGACCAUAUCCAGGUUUCAUGGACCUCAUUGAGUCGAUUACGCCAGCUAUCGUACGCCUUGCGGGCGUGGUGGAACAGACUCGACUAUAUGUUCUGCCAGACUACGAACACAUGGGCCAGCUCACAUGGCAAUUGCCUUUCAAUGUGGUUGAGAGACGGAGGGACAGUCUUCGAGCACUGGGCUGGUGUCCAUUCCAAAUCAAAUUCAUGGAGGACACGCUCACACAGUCUGUGGUAGACUGGAUUUUGGCAACACACUUCCAGCAGGAUCCCAUAGGACACGAAGGCUGCACGGCUAUUGCGUGCGCUCGCAGCGACAUCGACAGGAAGACCUAUCGACAAUCCCAUUGCUGUCAGGAUGAACAUCUUUGCGCGAGACUAUUCCCAGAUAUGGGAUCGGUGGUGAAGAUCCUCAACGCAGAUAUGAUUCCGAUUGUUUCUCUGAAACAAGACUCCUCAGGCUCAACACUGCAGGUGAAGGGCAGCUCGCGAAGUGAGGCCGGUCUCUAUAUAGCGUUCUCCCACGUCUGGGCGGAUGGCCUGGGUGGCGCUACGGAGGAAGGACUGCACCGAUGCCAAGUUGAGCGGCUAGACAAGCUUUGUCGGUUACAUGCCGAGAGCGGCUGGUUCUGGCUCGAUGCGAUCUGCAUACCCAGCAGAGCCACCGUGGGGGAUGCGGUGUACUUCAAAGCGUUAGUCGCCAUCCGCGAUGUGUACCUGCAGGCCAAGACUGUACUCGUGCUGGACAGGACGAUAGAGAAAUGCGACAGUAAAGCAUCUACUGAGAGUCUAUAUGCGCACAUCUACCUGUCCUCCUGGAUGCUGAGGAUGUGGACAUACGAAGAGGCAGUACUAGCGCGAGACCUGGUCUUCGUCCUGGCCGAUGGCUUCCACAGGUACAGCUUGCAAACUCAGCCGUGGAUGCGACGCACCGUGUGUACGGUCUGGCAGUCGCUGGCGUCGCAACUGUAUCGCCUGCGCGUGGUCCCGGGCGAGUUGACAAUUGGGCACAUCUACCGCGCGUUUCGAUAUCGACUUACCAAUGUCCCAGCAGAAGAGUUUCUGUCUGUCUCAGGAAUGCUGGGCCUUGACACAGGCAAAUUACUGUCUGUCAAAGGAGAAGAGCGAGCCCGACAAUUCUGGCUCAUGUUGAGAACCGUACCGCAUGACAUACCCUUCGCCAUGUGUCCCAAAAUGACGCUCAACGGAUUCAGGUGGGCGCCGGCAAGUAUGAUGUGGCCUGCGCAGACAGGUAUUGACACCGCACCUGGCGGCCGGAAGGCUUUCUGCACUGAAGAAGGCCUUGUAGGAGAGUACGUUGUCUUUGAACUCAAUACGACUCUGAAGGGAAGUGCUGGGGAGCGGUCAAGCAUCUUCAACAUAUGGUCGAAUGGCUGCAGCGCGCCUGAGCUCGGAGCUUGGGCAGGGCCAGGGCUGCUUCGUGUCUACUGUGUCGACUCGUGGCCAGCCGCACCGGCCACACAUGACUUCAACAUUCUUUACAUGGCAAAGGCAUCGGGUGACAUUCUCAGCCAAGGUCAGUGGGUCGCUGCGGCUGCUGCUCUUGGGGAAAGAAGGGAAUUGGGCGGAGAUUCGAGGAGGAUCCGGGCUGUCAAGCACAUCGAUAGAGUCCUCGUUGAGAGGUUACAAAACGCAGAGUUGAGCCAGUCACCGGCUAGUAUCAUGUUUGAGGGCAGGGAAAGGACCAGCAUGCAUGCAUCCGGGAACAGCAAUUUGGAGGAAAUAUGCAUCUCGUGA